UAUUUCCUAACAAGAACUAGGAGAGUGAGGGCUGCGCCGGCGGCGGCGGCGGCGGCAAGAUAGCGAACGUCAGUGUUGAUUGCUGAAUCGCGGUGCAGUGUGUGUCCCGUUGCAGUCAGUGAAAUAGCAAACUGAGCUACUGCUGGUGCGUAUUCGCCUAUACUUCAGCGCUUCAGGAUCAACGACACGAUUACGUCACCUCAUUUGUUUUUUUCGACGCCUCUGCACCUGUGGCUCUUUUUUUACGUACAGUAAGCGAUCGGAACAUCUGGUGCCCGUGCUACAGCUGUAGAAGGCUCAACGCUGAGUCCAGCGGUUCAACGCAGCUGCACAGCUAAGAAUAACGGUACCUUGGAGACAAUUGAGCGUCCCCCAACAUGGAUUCCAGGUACGGUUCGGUCUCAGUUGUCAAGUUCGAGGGAUACGAAUGUGAUGCCUGCGGCCGUGGAGGCAUUGAGGGUACACUUUGGAAGUGUGAACUGUGCUUCAACUACGAUCUCUGCGAUCACUGCUACAAAGGAGGCAAGCACUACUAUGACCACCCGUUUCUGCUGCUCAAGAAGACCGGCGAUACUGUAGAAAGGGUUCCGCCGAGGAAGAAAUCUGGCAGGGUGCCAUCCAGCCCCAUCAGGGAAGGAGACUCCACAUUCUACGGAAUCACCUGUGAUGCUUGCGGCCAGAGAGGUAUCUCGGGUGUUCGUUGGAAGUGUGACGAGUGCAUCGACUACGACCUGUGCUCGCAUUGCUACAUGAACAGCGAGCACGCCGCCCACCCCUUUAUGCGCUUUGACAGGCCUCGCGACAAGGGCUUGAGAGUACCUCCUAGACAAGUUUCAACUGCCGCGGAGGCUAGAGGAAUUGUACAUUGGGGAAUCAAUUGUAAUGACUGUGGGGAACGUGGAAUCUACGGCACGCGGUGGAAGUGCCUGCCGUGCCUUGACCUCGACCUGUGUGGCGCCUGCUACGUGGGAGGCAGGCACAGCGAAGAACACGCAUUUCUAUGCAUUAAAAGGCCCGGUAGCGACGCAACGACGGUACCUCCCAGGAAGACAAUGGCCCAGUCACAACGGAGUUAUCUCACACCCGGAGGUGUCAAAUUCAGCGGUAUCUCUUGCAACUCCUGUAACCGCGACAGCUUCUUUGGCCCCCGCUGGAAGUGCACAGUUUGCACCAACUACGACCUGUGUGCUGCCUGCUACCUGUGCUAUGCUCACAACCCUGACCACGCCUUUACGCGUUUCGACCGGCCUCACGGUAGAUGGAUAAGGGUGCGCCCAAAGCAACCGUCAACCGACGCGGAGGAGUCGAUGGCCAUGUUACACAAGGGAGUUCACUGCAAUGGUUGUGGUGACCUCGGAAUCUUGGGCGAGCGCUGGAAGUGCCAGUUGUGCUACGGCUUUGACCUCUGCACCCCCUGCUACCUGUCCGACAUGCACGAUAAGCAGCAUCCAUUCCUGCGCAUUGACAGCGCCGGCGGUGUAGCGGUUAAGGUGCCGCCAAGGGAUACACGUGGCAGAACACCAGUGAUCUCUUCUACAGACGAGGGUUUCACGUUUCACGGACUGACAUGCGACGGAUGCGGCCAGAGUCCAAUUUCAGGAGCCAGCUGGAAGUGUGAUGUGUGCGACGACUACGACCUGUGCACAUUUUGCUUCGUCUCCGACACGCACAACGUCGGCCACCUCUUUGUGCGCUAUGAAAACUACUACGAGGAAGGAAUCAGGGUGGCCCCGGAGCGAGAACAAUCGAUGCUGAACUCCACAAGUAUCCGUCACAAAGAUGCCAAAUUCAGAGGAAUAGUCUGCGACGUCUGUAGCCAGCGUGACAUUGUCGGGACACGCUGGAAAUGCGCCGUCUGCCACGACUACGACCUUUGUACCACCUGCUACGCUGGCAAAAAGCACAACCUCGAUCACGCCUUCUUACGCUUUGAUGUCCCAGGUGGAGAGGGAAAACACGUACAACCCAGGCAGCAAUCCACCGACGCUGAAGACAAAGUCGAAAAUAAACAGGAAACGAAGAAGCAAGAAGCACGAACAAGUCCAAGUGGCGACCACACUGCUCAGACGGAGCUGGCGACAAAGCUGCGCGAGUUGGAAGUCACAUUGCAGUGUGUCAUUUGCAUGGAACGCCGGCGAAACGUGGCAUUCCUGUGCGGACACAGCGCAUGCGCCGUCUGCGCCGAGAUCCUGACCGCUUGUCACAUGUGCCGUGUUCCCAUCGCGAGGAGAAUCACUCUCUACUAGAUAAGACCGAAGCAUGGAUGUAAAUAAAGACCUAUCUAAGCUGCUCUUUUAAUCAUUGUCGUACAAUAUGGUUUCCUCGAUGACUCCGUUGCUUUCCCGACUGAAACUUU
Rhipicephalus sanguineus (brown dog tick) is the source of this 2356-nucleotide messenger RNA. RefSeq lists its product as uncharacterized. The record is from RefSeq and is a predicted model, not a curated record. The coding region runs from base 378 to 2246 and encodes 622 amino acids. Gene Ontology annotation, molecular function: zinc ion binding; ubiquitin-protein transferase activity. Gene Ontology annotation, cellular component: cytoplasm. Gene Ontology annotation, biological process: protein ubiquitination. NCBI's taxonomy places the organism in Eukaryota, Metazoa, Arthropoda, Arachnida, Ixodida, Ixodidae. The transcript is spliced from 17 exons.